CCCAAAAUUUCAGUUGAAACUGUGAGGAGAGAGUUUAUGGCAGUGACAGAAUUUCUUCAGGAAUUCAGGGACCAUGGAUUCACCUCUGCUAUAUCAGAUGACAGGGAGAUAGCAGAGAAGACUGAAACAGAGAUGAGCUGGCAAGAGGUGCGUCAGAAAAAAGAAGAAGACAGUUUGACAUGAAUGAUUUGUAUGGCUUUCUCUACUCCACUGAUAUCAUAAGUAGCACAGUGCAGAUAGGGAGACUAAAUGAAUCUUGCUCCAGACUGGGAAAACAAUGCAAGAUGUUGAUGCUGGUGACCUGAAGCUGGAGAUCAAGAGGGCCAUCAGAUCCUUUCCCACACACUUCUCCAGACCAUCUGAGAUGCUUGAUCACAUAUAUGAAGAAAAUAUCCUGGACAUAUAUCCAAAUUUGAGUAUAGUAUAAGGUCAGAUUCUAUUUAUCCCAGCCAAGCAUAAAUGAAACAACAUAGAAGACAGAGGCUGAUCAUCAAAUAUUAAUCUGCUGAUCAUGCUGUAAUACAAAGGGCUGUUCUAGACAUCUGGAUAAGAUUGCUCUGGGAUGACGAGCGAAGAGGAGUUUAAGGAAGGCUUAAAAAAAAGCACUUAAUGCAGAGGGCCCCAUAUCCAUGUUCGCCUUGAGCCCCAAAAUUGCUAAAUGCGUUACUGUAGAAGUCCCUGACUGACCUGACCUCAACCCGAGAGAACACCUAUGAGGUGAAUUAGAGCGGAGACUGCGAGCCAGGUUUUCAUGUCCAACAUCAGUGUCUGACCUCACGAAUGUGCUUCUGGAAGAAUGAUCAGAAAAUUUCCAUAAAGUCACUCCUAAACCUUGUGGAAAGCCUUCACAGAAGACAGGGGCGUUUCUAUGAUUUUCAGUUAAAGGAGGCUCAGCCCUAAUAGACGUUUAACACAUAUUUGGCUUGUUCAGAAUCAGUACUCAAAUGAGUCUUCUUGAUCACACACGCUGUUUACCGUAUAAACCUUUUUCUAUGUACAGGUACAAUCAGAAAAAUGUAACGAGAAAACAGCAUAUAACUAUAAACUUACAUGGAUGAGCAAUAUAAAUAACACACCUAUGAGGCUGGACAAUGAAAUAAACUGUGUAGGUGCCAAUAAUGCCAAACAUUUAUCUGUUCAUUCUUUGACAAUACUGCUGCUUUUUGUUGGAAACUGGCAGACAUAAAAAUGUGAAAAAUAGUGUCUGAUGCAAUGACUUGGGAACACAAUGUUGGGAACACAGUGUUAAUGUUCCUGAGAGGCUGCGCUUUCAGAGAACUGAACUGUAGAACUGAACAGAGAACUGGAGAUGGAAGGGUUUUCAACUCACAUGGGAGUAGGUCUCCAAAUGAGCAGCAGGUAAGAAUAGAACAUCUUUUUUUUUCAUGUGAUUUGAAAAACCUUCCAUCUACAGUUAAAUAUAAAUAUUAAAACUUUGAUCAUGUUAUCCAGUUUAAUUUAAUGUUUUAGCUACAUAAGUGAGACAGUAGGUUCUCUAUUUAACCCCUUAAAAUUUCAUAGCUACUAAGCUAUUUAUUCAAAUUCAUUAAUAUAGACAAUUAUUGUUUUAAUGUAAUUAAACAAAGCAUAUUUUUAAUAUCAUUCUUUUUUUUGUUUCUAUUCAUUAAAAAAGUAUUUUUUUAAAUCAAACCUAUAAGGCUAAUAAAUGUUUUUUUUACGAUUUGGGACAUUAUUUAAUGCAAUACAAUAUUUAUUACAAAAAAAAGGAUUUUCUGUCUGAGUAAAUCACACUGCUAUACAGUUAAAGCGAGUGCACUGAAUGCUGUCUGUCACUAUUUUUAAUCAUUUAUGUGCAGAACUCUAUGGUAGUUAAUGCCAUAUGCACUGUGCAAUGGUUUAUAUAGAUAGUCAGGUUUUUCCAAUUAAAACAGUAACGGCAUGAUUGAUUUAUAAAGUAGACUUUAGAUUCAUAGUGUGUAUUAAGGGCUUCAUGUUCACUGAAGGAAACAGCUGGUGUGAUGAGGGUGAACACAGCGAAGAUUUAACUGAUUAAUCCCUCAUAACAUUUUGUAAACUGUAUUUAUGAGAAAGGACUGAACUGAAGCAGUUAUAACAAUUUAUCGAAAAACACACACCUUGCCUUAAUUCUCCUUCUGUGAUGGCGAAUUGAAGACCGCGCUGAAACAGGGGGAGGAGCUGAAGUCUGCCGCCGCCGCUUUCAUAUGAAACUUAAAGGGGACGGUGGGCGAUCAGCCAUUUGUGUGAAGUUUAUGGAGAAUUUUUAGGGGGUCUGAAUACAAAUGUUAAAUGGCCUAGCGACGCCCAUGACAGAAGAGUUGAAGCUGUUAUCGCUGCAAAGGGGGUGGGGGACACACUAUUAUAUUAAAUCCUAUGGAUUAAGAACUGAAUGCCCAUAUGCAUGUGAAGGGCAGGCGAAAUGAGCGAAUACUUUUGGCAAUAUAGGGUAUUUAUCCAUAAGGUGGAGGUGAUUAGUAAGGCUCGCUUACUCUCCGAGUCACCAGAUGGCGCUGAUGCUGCAGAGCAGCAAUUUGUCACGCUGGUGCUUACAUUCCCAAAGAAGAACACAAACCUCCGAACGUCUGUAUUAUACGAUGGUACAGACGCGACUGAGAGACUGUUUUAUUUUGCUCUCUCGCACGUUUAUUCUGUUUGCGCUGCUUUAUAAAGAAGUUGCUAGAUGCGAUGUCGUAUUUAUGCCAUCAGUCCUUGCUGCAUCUGGUCCAAGAGCGUCUGCCUUCCUGGUUGGGAACCUGACGGGCGUGUCGCUGACCAUUGGCAGCGUCUCACCAGCCAGUGCUACAGGACAUCUCCCUCCAGCGUCCUGCGUGCCGUCGCAAAGUAGUCAAUGGAUUUUGUCAGAUGAGCCAAUGGGAAAGGGCAGCCUCCUGGUGCGUGUGAGUCUGAACCGAAGCUUACAACUGUGUGCCAGUGCGAAUGAGACAAACUGCUGUAGCCAGCUGCUGUGCGUGAGAGAGACUGUCAUGGUGUCUGCAUGUCUGGGCGACGUGCCCCAAGCCUCUCUCAUCUUGCAGGCUCAGAUCUACGCCAAGCUGCUUCCCGCCGGCCCUGUAUUGGAGAAUAAAACAGCAAUUCCUAAUCAAGUGUACCAGCCCCUUGGGCAGUGUCCAUGUGACCUGACGGAGAAUGUGUGUGACGUGCGAUGCUGCUGUGACAAGGACUGUGCCCCAGAGCUGUUGUGGCUUUUUACUGGGCGAUGUCUCGCUGGUCCGUUUGGAGGAAUGAUCUCUCCUGUUCCUGACUAUGUCUGCUCCGCUCAGUCGGCUGUCAAUGAUCCUGAUUGGUUCCCUUUCCUCUGUGUCACAUCUGCUUUGGAGAACAACCCAUUCCUUGGACUUUUCUAUGAUGGAACUAUUGUCACUCCGAAGCCCGCUCCAUCUUUCCAGGCACCACAGCUGACAGCACCUGUACCUCCUACAAAUUACCAUCAGGGGGCGCCCAUCUUCACUACAGACAACCAGUACUUCACCAUCCCACAGGUGUCCAUGUUGGGACAGUGCUUGGAAAAAGCUCCGGUAGCGUUCCUGCAGAACUUUGAGGCCCUGUGUGUGAGAACUCUGCAGUCCUGCCCUGCGGAACCAGCGAAUCUCAACGUGACGGUGAGAGGUGACCAAGGAGGAGUGAUCGCAGUUGCCAUCACAGAUGAAGUCAUCACAGAUCUCAGCCUGUUCUUAUCCAAUCCUCCUAAUCCUGCAACUGAGACACAGUCGUGUUUGAAUGUGGUUCUGUCUUUAAGUUAUACGUUUCAGUGGAAAGGAAACGGCAUUACAGCCAUCAGUGUGACCCGCCGCAUUGGAAACAUCACCUUCAGUCCUGGAGUGACCCUGACGACCCGUUUCUCUGCAGUGUUUAUUAAUGGAAAUAUCACAGCUCAACCUAACUCUGGCAACCCAGGUUAUCAGGUGGGAAGGCCAGUGAUUGGUGGAGUUUUGGACGAUGCUACCGGAGGCAUAAGGAGAGCUUCAUUCAGCCUCUGGCAAGGAGUGAAAGAUGGCCUGUGCUCCUCUGCUAACCUGAGGCCAGUUUUUUAUGGAAUAAACUCAACAUCUGGAUGCCUGCUGCCUGUCAGUUUACUUAAUCUUACCGAGUGCAUUCAGCUCAGAGAAACUGUUCGCUCCACUUUGGCAGCUUUAGUCCCUGCUGCAUUGGUUUCCAGUACAGGAAAGCCAGAUUUCUCCACACCGAUCAACUGGACCCGUGCCACUAAUGCAGUACAGAACUCUACUCAGACAGUUGGGAGCUCUAGGGGUGUGUGCUUUGGUGUUCCAGCUCACCUACACAUUCACAUCAGAAGUGUGGUCAUGGGAACCAUAAAUGGGGUACCACAGAAAAUUAUCCAGGCUGUGGAGUUAAAUUUUAAGACGUCUACAUGGAGUUUAGAGUGCGAUGCAGCUCAAGGAUCUGUUUGUCUGACUGCAGACCUGACACAAAAGUUCCCUGUGACCUCUUCUGUAACCUUCACAGAGGCUCCUGUUAGUGGACAAUCGCCUAUGUCCAGGUUUCGUAUUAACUUUACCGAGUUUGACUGUGACAGGAAUGAUGUGUGCUGGCCUGAGCUCGCGUUUCCACUCACACCUUAUUACACUGGUGAGCCGUAUUCUCAGGCUCUGGCUAAAGGGCUUAUCCUUGUCUUCUUCUUUAUUGCUGCAUCUGUCUUAGGAACACCUUGGAGACAAAUUAGACAGGCGUGGAGUAAUAGCUUACUCUAAUGUGUGUGUGUGUCAGAGAGGGAGAGAAAGAGAGAUCACUGAUGGUGUUUAUGGAGGGAAAUGAAAGAUGAUACUGUAGUCAUGACACUUUUUCUCAGUCAUUUCAGUAUAUUUAUUGAACUCCAUGAAAACUAGUUUUCUUAACAAGCUUUUUCUUUUGAUUUAUUUGUAAAGCCAAUGUAAGAUAAGUAUUUUUGAUUAAUAUUUAUUAUAUUGUGUUGUACAGAUUUUAUAGUGGAAUAAAUUGUUCUUGAGUUUGUGCUUGUCCUUUUCAUAAAAUAAAU
Clarias gariepinus (North African catfish) is the source of this 4993-nucleotide messenger RNA. RefSeq names its product tectonic family member 2 (gene tctn2). The record is from RefSeq and is a predicted model, not a curated record. Lineage: Eukaryota; Metazoa; Chordata; Actinopteri; Siluriformes; Clariidae. Gene Ontology annotation, cellular component: MKS complex. The transcript is spliced from 20 exons. Bases 2484 to 4709 code for a protein of 741 amino acids. Gene Ontology annotation, biological process: protein localization to ciliary transition zone; cilium assembly; smoothened signaling pathway.